Closterium sp. NIES-65 is the source of this 8931-nucleotide messenger RNA. NCBI's taxonomy places the organism in Eukaryota, Viridiplantae, Streptophyta, Zygnematophyceae, Desmidiales, Closteriaceae. The record is from the annotation of a GenBank genome assembly.
AUGGACGUGGACCUCGACGUGGUCGUGGACGUGGUCGUGGACGUGGACGUGGACGUGGACAUGGACGUGGUCGUGGACGUGGACAUGGACGUGGACCUCGACGUGGUCGUGGACGUGGUCGUGGACGUGGACGUGGACGUGGACGUGGACGUCGACGUGGACUUGGACGUGGACGUGGAGGUGGACGUGGACGUGGACCGGGACGUGGACGUGGACGUGGACGUGGACGUGGACCUGGACGUGGUCGUGGACGUGGACGUGGACGUGGACGUGGUCGUGGACGUGGACGUGGACGUGGACGUGGACGUGGACGUGGACGUGGUCGUGGACGUGGACGUGGACGUAGACGUGGAGGUGGAGGUGGACGUGGACGUGGACCUGGACGUGGACGUGGUCGUGGACGUGGACGUGGACGUGGACCUGGACGUGGUCGUGGACGUGGACGUGGACGUGGACGUGGUCGUGGACGUGGACGUGGAUGUGGACGUGGACUUGGACGUAGACGUGGUCGUGGACGUGGACGUGGACCUGGACGUGGACGUGGACGUGGACUUGGACGUGGACGUGGACGUGGACGUGGACGUGGACGUCGACGUGGACGUGGACGUGGACGUUGACGUGGACGUGGACGUGGACAUGGUCGUGGACGUGGACGUGGACGUGGACGCUGACGUGGACGUGGACGUGGACGUGGUCGUGGACGUGGACGUGGACGUGGUCGUAGACGUGGUCGUGGACGUGGACGUGGACGUGGACGUGGUCGUGGACGUGGACGUGGACGUGGAAGUGGACGUGGUCGUGGACGUGGACGUGGACGUGGACUUGGACGUGGACGUAGACGUGGUCGUGGACGUGGUCGUGGACGUGGACGUGGACGUGGUCGUGGACGUGGACGUGCACGUGGACGUGGACGUGGACGUGCACGUGCACGUGGACGUGGACGUGGACGUGGAUGUGGACGUGGUCGUGGACGUGGUCGUGGACGUGGUCGUGGACGUGGACGUGGACGUGGAAGUGGACGUGGUCGUGGACGUGGACGUGGACGUGGACGUGGACGUGGAUGUGGUCGUGGACUUGGACGUGGACGUGGACGACGUGCACGUGGACGUGGACGUGGACGUGGACGUGGAGGACGAGGACGUGGACGUGGACGUGGAGGACGAGGACGUGGAUGUGGACGUGGACUUGGACGUGGACGUGGACGUGGACGUGGACUUGGACGUGGACGUGGACGUGGACGUGGUCGUGGUUGUGGACGUGGACGUGUACGUGGACGUGGACGUGGACGUGGACGUGUACGUGGACGUGGUCGUAGACAUGGACGUGGACAUGGACGUGGACCUGGACGUGGACGUGGACGUGGACCUGGACGUGGACGUGGACGUGGACGUGGUCGUGGACGUGGACGUGGUCUUGGACGUGGACGUGGACGUGGAGGACGAGGACGUGGACGUGGACGAGGAGGACGAGGACGUGGACGUGGACUUGGACGUGGACGUGGACGUGGACUUGGACGUGGACGUGGACGUGGACAUGGACGUGGACGUGGUCGUGGACGUGGACGUGUACGUGGACGUGGACGUGGACGUGUACGUGGACGUGGUCGUGGACGUGGACGUGGUCGUGGACGUGGACGUGGACGUGGACGUGGACCUGGACGUGGACGUGGACGUGGACGUGGACGUGGACGUGGACGUGCACGUGCACGUGGUCGUGGACGUGGACGUGGACGUGGACGUGGUCGUGGACGUGGACGUGGACGUGGACGUGGUCGUGGACGUGGACGUGGACGUGGUCGUGGACGUGGUCGUGGACGUGGUCGUGGACGUGGAUGUGGACGUGGACGUGGUCGUGGACGUGGAUGUGGACGUGGACGUGGACGUGGACGUGGACUUGGACGUGGACUUGGACGUGGACGUGGACGUGGACGUCGACGUGGACGUGGACCUGGACGUGGACGUGGACGUGGACCUGGACGUGGACGUGGUCGUGGACGUGGACGUGGACGUGGUCGUGGACGUGGACGUGGACGUGGUCGUGGACGUAGACGUGGACGUGGACGUGGACGUGGACAUGGUCGUGGACGUGGACGUGAACGUGGACGUGGACGUGGACGUGGACGUGGACGUGGACGUGGACGUGGUCGUGGACGUGGACGUGGACGUGGACGUGGUCGUGGACGUGGUCGUGGACGUGGACGUGGACGUGGACGUGGACCUCGACGUGGUCGUGGACGUGGACGUGGACGUGGACGUGGACUUGGACGUGGACUUGGACGUGGACGUGGACGUGGACGUGGUCGAGGACGUGGACGUGGACGUGGACGUGGACGUGGUCGUGGACGUGGACGUGGACGUGGACGUGGACUUGGACUUGGACGUGGACGUGGACGUGGAUGUGGACGUGGACGUGGACCUGGACGUGGACGUGGACUUGGACCUGGACGUGGACGUGGACGUGGACGUGGACGUGGACGUGGUCGUGGACGUGGACGUGGACGUGGACGUGAUCGUGGACGUGGACGUGGACGUGGACGUGGUCGUGGACGUGGACGUGGUCGUGGAUGUGGACGUGGACGUGGUCGUGGACGUGGACGUGGACGUGGACUUGGACGUAGUUGUGGACGUGGACGUGGACGUGGAGGACGUGGACGUGGACGUGGAGGACGUGGACGUGGACGUGGACGUGGACGUGGUCGUGGACGUGGACGUGGUCGUGGACGUGGAGGUGGACGUGGACGUGGUUGUGGACGUGGACGUGGACGUGUACGUGGACGUGGUCGUGGACGUGGACGUGGACAUGGACGUGGACGUGGACGUGGUCGUGGACGUGGACCUGGACGUGGACGUGGUCGUGGACGUGGACGUGGACGUGGACGUGGUCGUAGAAGUGGACGUGGACGUGGACGUGGACAUGGUCGUGGACGUGGACGUGGACGUGGACGUGGACGUGGACGUGGACGUGGUCGUGGACGUGGACGUGGACGUGGUCGUGGACGUGGACGUGGACGUUGACCUCGACGUGGACGUGGUCGUGGACGUGGACGUGGACGUGGUCGUGGACAGGGACCUGGACGUGGACGUGGACUUGGACGUGGACGUGGACGUGGACGUGGACAUCGACGUCGACGUGAACUUGGACGUGGACGUGGACGUGGACGUGGACGUGGUCGUAUACGUGGACAUGGACGUGGUCGUGGACGUAGACGUGGACGUGGACCUGGACGUUAACGUGGACGUGGACGUGGACUUGGACGUGGACGUGGACGUGGUCGUGGACGUGGACCUGGAUGUGGUCGUGGACUUGGACGUGGACGUGGACGUCGACGUCGACGUCGACGUGGUCGUGGUCGUGGACAUUGACGUGGACGUGGACGUGGACGUGGUCGUGGACGUGGACGUGGACGUGGACGUGAUCGUGGACGUGGUCGUGGACGUGGUCGUGGACGUGGACGUAGACGUGGACCUGGACGUGGUCGUGGACGUAAACGUGGACGUGGACGUGGACUUGGACAUGGACUUGGAUGUGGACGUGGACGUGGUCGUGGACGUGGUCUUGGUCGUGGACGUGGACGUCGACGUGGACGUGGUCGUGGACGUGGACGUGCACGUGGACGUGGACGUGGACGUGGACGUGAUCGUGGACGUGGACAUGGACGUGGUCGUGGACGGGGUCGUGGACAUGGUCGUGGACGUGGUCGUAGACGUGGACGUGGACGUGGACGUGGACCUGGACGUGGUCGUGGACGUGGACGUGGACGUGGACGUGGACUUGGACAUGGACUUGGACGUGGACGUGGACGUGGACGUGGUCUUGGACGUGGACGUGGACUUGGACGUGGACUUGGACGUGGACGUGGACGUGGACGUGGACGUGGACGUGGUCGUGGACGUGGACGUGGACGUGGUCGUGGACGUGGACGUGGACGUGGUUGUGGACCUGGACGUAGACGUGGACGUGGACUUGGACGUGGUCGUGGAUGUGGACCUGGAUGUGGUCGUGGACUUGGACGUGGACAUGGACGUGGACGUGGACGUGGUCGUGGACGUGGACGUGGUUGUGGACAUCGAAGUGGACGUGGACGUGGAUGUGGACGUGGACGUGGACCUUGAUGCGGACGUGGACGUGGACGUGGACGUGGAGGAUGUGGACGUGGACGUGGACGUGGACGAAGACGACGAGGACGUGGACAUGGACGUGGAGGACGAGGACGUGGACGUGGACUUGGACAUGGACGUGGACGUGGACUUGGACGUGGACGUGGAGGAGGACGUGGACGUGGACGUGGUCGUGGACGUGGACGUGUACGUGGACGUGGACGUGGACGUGGACGUGGACGUGGACGUGUACGUGGACGUGGACGUGGACGUGGUCGUGGACGUGGACAUGGACGUGGACGUGGACCUGGACGUGGACGUGGUCAUGGACCUGGACGUGGACGUGGUCGUGGUCGUGGACGUGGACGUCGACGUCGACGUCGACGUGGACUUGGACGUGGACGUGGACGUGGACGUCGACGUCGACGUCGACGUGGUCGUGGUCGUGGACAUGGACGUGGACGUGGACGUGGACGUGGUCGUGGACGUGGACGUGGACGUGGACGUGAUCGUGGACGUGGUCGUGGACGUGGUCGUGGACGUGGACGUAGACGUGGACCUGGACGUGGUCGUGGACGUAAACGUGGACGUGGACGUGGACGUGGACUUGGACAUGGACUUGGACGUGGACGUGGACGUGGUCGUGGACGUGGUCUUGGUCGUGGACGUGGACGUCGACGUGGACGUGGUCGUGGACGUGGACGUGCACGUGGACGUGGACUUGGACAUGGACUUGGACGUGGACGUGGACGUGGACGUGGUCUUGGACGUGGACGUGGACUUGGACGUGGACUUGGACGUGGACGUGGACGUGGACGUGGACGUGGACGUGGUCGUGGACGUGGACGUGGUCGUGGACGUGGAUGUGGACGUGGUCGUGGACCUGGACGUAGACGUGGACGUGGACUUGGACGUGGACGUGGACGUGGUCGUGGAUGUGGACCUGGAUGUGGUCGUGGACUUGGACGUGGACAUGGACAUGGACGUGGACGUGGUCGUGGACGUGGACGUGGUUGUGGACAUCGAAGUGGACGUGGACGUGGAUGUGGACGUGGACGUGGGCCUGGAUGCGGACGUGGACGUGGACGUGGACGUGGAGGAUGUGGACGUGGACGUGGACGUGGACGAAGACGUGGAAGUGGACGUGGAGGACGAGGAUGUGGACGUGGACGUGGAGGACGAGGACGUUGACGUGGACUUGGACGUGGACGUUGACGUGGACUUGGACGUGGACGUGGACGUGGAGGACGAGGACGUGGACAUGGACGUGGAGGAUGAGGACGUGGACGUGGACUUGGACGUGGACGUGGACGUGGACUUGGACGUGGACGUGGAGGUGAACGUGGACGUGGAUGUGGUCGUGGACGUGGACGUGUACGUGGACGUGGACGUGGACGUGGACGUGUACGUGGACGUGGUCGUGGACGUGGACGUGGACAUGGACGUGGACUUGGACGUGGACGUGGACGUGGACGUGGACCUGGACGUGGUCGUGGAUGUGGACGUGGACGUGGACGUGGACGUGGACGUGGACGUGGUCGUGGACGUGGACGUGCACGUGGACGUGGACGUGGACGUGCACGUGGACGUGGACGUGCACGUGGACGUGGACGUGGACGUGCACGUGGACGUGGACGUGGUCGUGGACGUGCAUGUGGACGUGGACGUGGACGUGGACGUGGACGUGGUCGUGGACGUGGACGUGGUCGUGGACGUGGACGUGGACGUGGACGUGGUCGUGGACGUGGACGUGGUCGUGGACGUGGACGUGGACGUGGUCGUGGACGUGGACGUAGACAUGGACGUGGACGUGGUCGUGGACGUGGACGUAGACGUGGACGUGGACCUGGACGUGGACUUGGACGUAGACGUGGACGUGGACGUGGACGUCGACGUCGACGUCGACGUGGACUUGGACGUGGACGUGGACGUGGACGUGGACGUCGACGUCGACGUGGUCGUGGUCGUGGACAUGGACGUGGACGUGGACGUGGACUUGGUCGUGGUCGUGGACGUGGACGUGGACGUGAAUGUGAUCGUGGACGUGGUCGUGGACGUGGUCGUGGACGUGGACGUCGACGUGGACCUGGACGUGGUCGUGGACGUGGACGUGGACGUCGACGUCGACGUCAACGUGGCGUGGACGUGGUCGUGGACGUGCACGUGCACGUGCACGUGGACGUGGACGUGGACGUGGACGUGGUCGUGGACGUGGACGUGGUCGUGGACGUGGACGUGGACGUGGUCGUGGACGUGGACGUGGACGUGGACGUGGUCGUGGACGUGGUCGUGGACGUGGACGUGGACGUGGACGUGGACGUGGACCUGGACGUGGUCCUGGCGUGGACGUGGACGUGGAUGUGGACUUGGACAUGGACUUGGACGUAGACGUGGACGUGGACGUGGUCGUGGACGUGGACAUGGACUUGGACGUGGACGUGGACGUGGACGUGGUCAUGGACGUGGACGUGGACGUGGACGUGGACGUGGACUUGGACGUGGACGUGGACGUGGUCGUGGACGUGGACCUGGAUGUGGUCGUGGACUUGGACGUGGACGUGGACGUGGACGUGGACGUGGUCGUGGACGUAAACGUGGUUGUGGACAUCAAAGUGGACGUGGACAUGGAUUGGACGUGGAGGACGAGGACGUGGACGUGGACGUGGAGGACGAGGACGUUGACGUGGACUUGGACGUGGACGUGGACGUGGACUUGGACGUGGACGUGAAGGACGAGGACGUGGACAUGGACGUGGAGGACGAGGACGUGGACGUGGACUUGGACGUGGACGUGGACGUGGACGUGGACUUGGACGUUGACGUGGAGGUGGACGUGGACGUGUACGUGGACGUGGACGUGGACGUGUACGUGGACAUGGUCGUGGACGUGGACGUGGACAUGGACGUGGACCUGGACGUGGACGUCGACGUGGACCUGGACGUGGACGUGGACGUGGACGUGGACGUGGACGUGGUCGUGGACGUGGACGUGGACGUGGACGUGGACGUGGACGUGGUCGUGGUCGUGGACGUGGACGUGGACGUGGACGUGGUCGUGGACGUGGACGUGGACGUGGACAUGGUCGUGGACGUGGUCGUGGACGUGGUCGUGGACGUGGACGUGGACGUGGACGUGGACGUGGACGUGGACGUGGUCGUGGACGUGGUCGUGGACGUGGACGUGGACGUGGACGUUGACGUGGACGUGGACGUGGACUUGGACGUGGACUUGGACGUGGAUGUGGAUGUGGACUUGGACGUGGUCGUGGACGUGGACGUGGACGUGGACGUGGUCGUGGACGUGGACGUGGACGUGGACGUGGACGUGGACUUGGACGUGGACGUGGACGUGGACGUGGACCUGGACGUGGACGUGGACUUGGACGUGGACGUGGACGUGGUCGUGGACGUGGACGUGGUCGUGGACGUGGUCGUGGACGUGGACGUGGACGUGGACGUGGACGUGGACGUGGACGUGGUCGUGGACGUGGACGUGGACGUGGACGUGGACGUGGACGUGGACGUGGACGUGGACGUGGACGUGGUCAUGGACGUGGAUGUGGACGUGGACGUGGUCGUGGACGUGGACGUGGACGUGGACGUGGACGUGGACGUGGACGUGGACGUGGUCGUGGUCGUGGACGUGGAGGUGGUCGUGGACGUGGACGUGGAGGUGGUCGUGGACGUGGACGUGGACGUGGUCGUGGACUUGGACGUGGACGUGGACGUGGACGUGGUCGUGGUCGUGGACGUGGACGUGGACGUGGAGGUGGACGUGGACGUGGACGUGGACGUGGACGUGGACGUGGUCGUGGACGUGGACGUGGACGUGGACGUGGUCGUGGACGUGGACGUGGACGUGGACGUGGACGUGGACGUGGUCGUGGACGUGGACGUGGACGUGGACCUCGACGUGGUCGUGGACGUGGACGUGGACGUGGACUUUAACGUGGACUUGGACGUGGACGUGGACGUGGACGUGGACGUGGACGUGGUCGUGGACGUGGACGUGGACGUGGACGUGGACGUGGACCUGGACGUGGACGUGGACUUGGACGUGGACGUGGACGUGGACGUGGACGUGGACGUGGACGUGGACGUGGUCGUGGACGUGGACGUGGACGUGGACGUGGACGUGGACGUGGUCGUGGACGUGGACGUGGACGUGGACGUGGACGUGGUCGUGGACGUGGACGUGGACGUGGACGUGGACGUGGUUGUGGACGUGGACGUGGUCCUGGACGUGGACGUGGACGUGGUCGUGGACGUGGACGUGGACGUGGACUUGGACGUAGAUGUGGACGUGGACAUGGAAGACGUGGACGUGGACGUGGAGGACGUGGACGUGGACGUGGACGUGGAGGACGUGGACGUGGACGUGGACGUAAACGUGGUCGUGGACGUGGACGCGGACGUGGAUGUGGUCGUGGACGUCGACGUGGACGUGGUCGUGGACGUGGACGUGGAUGUGGACGUGGACCUGGACGUGGACGUGGACGUGGACGUGGACGUGGUCGUGGACGUCGACGUGGACGUGGACGUGGUCGUUGACGUGGACGUGGACGUGGUCGUGGAUGUGGACGUGGACGUGGACGUGGACGUGGUCGUGGACGUGGACCUGGACCUGGACGUGGACGUGGACGUGGACAUGGACGUGGAGGACGUGGUGGUGGAGGUGGAGGACGUGGACGUGGACGUGGACGUGGUCGUGGACGUGGACGUGGACGUGGACGUGGACUUGGACGUGGACGUGGACGUGGACGUGGACCUGGACGUGGACGUGGACUUGGACGUGGUCGUGGACGUGGACGUGGACGUGGACGUGGACUGUUGA